Molecule: messenger RNA, 519 nt
Organism: Nycticebus coucang (slow loris)
Lineage: Eukaryota; Metazoa; Chordata; Mammalia; Primates; Lorisidae
Product: peptidyl-prolyl cis-trans isomerase NIMA-interacting 4-like
Exons: 1
Coding region: 1-393 (130 amino acids)
Biological process (GO): rRNA processing
Molecular function (GO): peptidyl-prolyl cis-trans isomerase activity; DNA binding
Source: RefSeq, a predicted model, not a curated record
AUGCCGCCCAAGGGAAAAACCAGUUCUGGAAAAGGGAAAGGGGGAGCAGUUUCUGGAAGUGACAUUUCUAACAAGAAGGCUCAAGGUCCCAAAGGUGGUGGCAAUGCAGUAAAGGUCAGACACAUUCUAUGUGAAAAACAUGGCAAAAUCAUGGAAGCCAUGGAAAAAUUAAAGUCUGGAAUGAGAUUCAGUGAAGUGGCUGCACAAUAUAGUGAAGAUAAAGCCAGGCAAGGGGGCGACUUGGGUUGGAUGACCAGAGUGUCCAUGGUUGGACCUUUUCAAGAAGCAGCAUUUGCCUUGCUUGUAAGUGGGAUGGAUAAACCUGUGUUUACAGACCCACCAGGUAAGACAAAAUUUGGAUAUCAUAUUAUUAUGAGUGAAGGGAGAAAAUAAAUCAUAGGAAAGACUGAAAAAAUAUAUGUAUAUUUAGUGUGGGCAGGCAUGGUGUCUUGUGCCUGAAAUGCUAGCACUUUGGAAGGCCAAGAUAGGAGAAUUGCUUGAGACCAAUCUGAGCAACAU